Molecule: messenger RNA, 1887 nt
Organism: Penicillium hordei
Lineage: Eukaryota; Fungi; Ascomycota; Eurotiomycetes; Eurotiales; Aspergillaceae
Exons: 3
Coding region: 1-1887 (628 amino acids)
Source: RefSeq, a predicted model, not a curated record
AUGGCACCCAAAACCGGUCUAUGGGGAGCUGCUCUGUCCAAACUACGAAAGUCACAAACAGAGCCUGCCCAACCUACACGUGAGCCAACCCAGGAAAAGGUGGUCUAUCCUCGUUUUAAACGCCCGGUGUCGAACGAGUCCCCCAUUUAUUCUGAAUUCAUGUUCCCACCCACUCCUCUCCCAACUCUUCCCAUGGCGUCCGAUUCCAAUCUAAAUCCUCUGGCAAUGGCUUCUACCAUUUCCCAGGCCCGCCUUGGUGCUCUGCGCUCAGGCAAGGACUUGGAGUUAUUUUUUCAACGGGGUAAGGACUGUAUUGAUGCUUAUGCCCAGGCCACCAAGGCUAUGAUGGAAGAUGCUUGUGCCCGCGUCAAAGAUGGAGAGGAUCCUCCAUAUGAAGAGAUUGAACAGAUGAAACAACGCUUCUUCAAAUACUGCCAGUCAAUCGUGGAGGAAGGAUUGUCCCUGAUCUCAGGCGAUGCUACCAGUCAGUCCCGGCAGGUCAGCGACUCGACCAUGCCUUCUCUGGUCUCCUCAACUUCCGCCACGACUGAGUCUGAGCCGAAAACUCCCCUGGAUUCUGGCUCGUAUGGUGACAGAUGGGAAUUUUCUGAGGCAUUGCUCGCGUCUAGCGGCCAGCGCCGCCUUCGUCUCUACACCGUCAGCAGCGACGACUGGGUCAUGGUCCCAUCGAUGCCCUCGCCCACCUCUCCAACCAAGGUUGUGGUCCCCGAGAACAUGGACCCUGUGGAGGAAUCAAUUCAUCUCGGUGUCAUCGUGCGCAUUUUCAGCAAGUUGUACGCUGUGUCGAAGAUGAUGGAGACAAUCAUCUUGUAUUACGGUGCUGAGCCCGACAACUCCAAGACCGGCCUGCUAUACUGGAUCAAACGCAGCGAGAAAAACGUGCGCACCCAGAAGAUGGCUGUGCUGAUUGACACUGUUGAAAAUCUCUAUUAUGCCCUCUACGCCUGCAUUACGAUUGAGCUGGCCAGCAUUGAGCUCUGCGGUUCCUUCCGAAUCGACACUAGUGCAUUGCGAAUCGAGCUUCCAUUCCUUAUGCCAGAGGCUGAUCAUCUCUACCGCAUCGUCAUAGCAUUCAAGGAUGUACUGGACUCUCCGGAGAUUUGCGCAAUCCGUCGGAAGGACGUCAUUGACCACUUUCAGCAAGGAUAUAUCAAUCAGACUGUUGCAAAAAAGUCAAAUCCGGAUGAGGUCCCCUUUGACGCCCUCGGAUAUCGCCCGUUUGCGAAGAGAACUGUUUCUUACCGACACGGAUCCUAUUGCCAGAAAUGGAAAGGACUGAUUCCAUGCUUCGACUCCAUCUCAGCAGAGACCAUGGCAAAAAUGUCAGAGAAGUAUUUCACCAUGUAUCCAGUCACUAUUCUGCGUGCCGACAUUCCAUUUGAGGAGCUUCCAUGGAUCUACCCGGAAGAUAUUGGCAUGGCUGUCUGGGACACGCAUAUUGUAGCGGAUAACCGCUUGUCUAAGCGUGCUCAAGAGCUGGGAACAAGCAUCGGAGAAGAGCGCAAGAAAUCAUCCGCCCCCAGUCUUUACCACCUUGUCAGACAGCGAAAGUGCAUUUGCAACUCCAUCUGUUCAUGCUCCUUGGAGUGUACCCUAGAGGUGCAGCGCCCCUGCCCUUGUGCGGAACGCCUUGUACGCAUCAUGUCGACCAAGCGUGGUCUUGCAUACAGAAAGAGUGGACCUACUUUCGCCGCUACUGCUUCUACUACUGCUCGCAUGUUCUUCGAUGGCUUAGCUCAGCUCAACCGUGAUGUUAAGGCCACUGAUAUUACAAAUGAAUUGGGCAAUGCUUUCGAAUUGUUCUCUCUGUUGAUCUCCACGGAACGCGAGAUGACUCCCAGGGAUGACACCCAGGCAAACCUCUAA